Molecule: messenger RNA, 2583 nt
Organism: Myripristis murdjan (pinecone soldierfish)
Lineage: Eukaryota; Metazoa; Chordata; Actinopteri; Holocentriformes; Holocentridae
Gene: stt3a
Product: STT3 oligosaccharyltransferase complex catalytic subunit A
Biological process (GO): post-translational protein modification
Cellular component (GO): membrane
Molecular function (GO): dolichyl-diphosphooligosaccharide-protein glycotransferase activity
Source: RefSeq, a predicted model, not a curated record
CUCAAGCCAAUAAGCGUAAAGCGAGGUCUGCUAGGGGCGGGAUUAGUGCACGGCGAAGGUUGUGUGUGAAAAGUGUAUGAGUAACAGGAGCAGAGCGGGUAGUACGGUUAGCACUCCCUAACCUCCUCAAGAUGACCAAGCUGGGCUUCCUGCGUCUGUCCUAUGAGAAACAGGACACACUGCUGAAGCUGCUCAUCCUGUCUAUGGCUGCUGUCCUCUCAUUCUCAACAAGACUCUUUUCUGUGUUGAGAUUUGAAAGCGUCAUCCAUGAGUUUGAUCCGUACUUCAACUACCGUACCACCCGCUUCUUGGCAGAGGAAGGGUUCUACAAGUUCCACAACUGGUUUGAUGACACAUGGUAUCCGCUGGGGAGAAUCAUCGGUGGUACCAUUUACCCAGGACUGAUGGUUACCUCUGCCGCCCUGUACCACAUCCUACAUUUUUUCCACAUCACUAUUGACAUCCGUAACGUCUGUGUCUUCCUGGCAACCCACCUGUUCUCUUCCUUCACUGCCAUAGUCACCUACCACUUCACAAAGGAGCUCAAGGAUGCAGGUGCUGGGCUUCUGGCUGCAGCGAUGAUUGCAGUGGUGCCCGGUUAUAUUUCUCGUUCCGUUGCCGGCUCCUACGAUAAUGAAGGUAUCGCCAUCUUCUGCAUGCUUUUGACCUACUACAUGUGGAUCAAGGCUGUCAAAACAGGCUCAGUGUACUGGUCGUCCAUGUGUGCCCUGGCCUAUUUCUACAUGGUUUCCUCCUGGGGUGGCUACGUGUUCCUGAUCAACCUGAUCCCCCUCCAUGUGCUUGUCCUGAUGCUCACUGGCCGAUUCUCCCACCGCAUUUAUGUGGCUUACUGCACUGUCUACUGCCUGGGAACCAUCCUCUCCAUGCAGAUCUCUUUUGUCGGUUUCCAGCCGGUGCAGUCGUCAGAGCACAUGGCUGCCUUCGGUGUGUUUGGACUGUGCCAGAUCCAUGCCUUUGUGGACUACCUGCGCAGCAAACUCAACGCCCAGCAGUUUGAGGUCCUGUUCAGAGCGUGAUCUCGUUGGUUGCUUCAUCCUGCUCUCUGUGGAGCUGUUCUCAUGCUGACUGGUAAGAUCUCUCCAUGGAAGGGUCGUUUCUACUCCCUACUGGACCCCUCCUAUGCUAAGGAACAACUCCCCAUCAUCGCCUCUGUCUCUGAGCAUCAGCCCACAACCUGGUCCUCCUACUACGUUGACCUGCAGCUGCUGGGUUUCAUGUUCCCAGUGGGUCUUUACUACUGUUUCAACAACUUCGAUGCCAGGAUCUUCAUCAUCAUGUAUGGAGUCACCAGCAUGUACUUCUCAGCUGUCAUGGUAAGAUUAGUUGGUCUUUGGUCCCCAGUCAUGUGCAUCCUGUCAGGCAUCGGCGUGUCCCAGGUUCUAACCCCUACAUGAAGAACCUGGAUGUCAUCGGCCAGACAGAAGAGCAAGAACAGCAGGACUUCCACCUACCCCAUCAAAAAUGAGGUUGCCAGUGGGAUGAUUCUGGUCAUGGCAUUCUUCCUCAUCACGUACACCUUUCACUCCACCUGGGUGACCAGCGAGGCCUACUCCUCUCCCUCCAUUGUCUUGUCAGCCCGUGGAGGCGAUGGUAGCCGCAUCAUCUUCGACGACUUCAGAGAGGCGUACUACUGGCUCCGCCACAACACCCCUGAGGAUGCCAAAGUCAUGUCAUGGUGGGAUUACGGCUAUCAGAUAACUGCCAUGGCUAAUCGAACCAUAUUAGUGGACAACAACACGUGGAACAACACACACAUCUCUAGAGUGGGACAGGCCAUGGCGUCCACAGAGGAGAGGGCGUACGAGAUCAUGAGGGAGCUGGAUGUCAGCUACGUCCUGGUCAUAUUUGGAGGACUGACGGGAUAUUCUUCAGAUGACAUCAACAAAUUCCUGUGGAUGGUGCGUAUCGGGGGCAGCACAGACACAGGCAAGCACAUCAAGGAGCAUGACUACUACACCCCAACCGGGGAGUUCAGAGUGGACCGCGAGGGCUCGCCUGUGCUGCUCAACUGCCUCAUGUACAAGAUGUGCUACUACCGCUUUGGCCAGGUCUACACAGAGGCCAAGCGCCCACCCGGCUAUGACAGAGUGAGAAACGCCGAGAUUGGGAACAAAGACUUUGAACUGGAUGUGUUGGAGGAGGCCUACACAACAGAACACUGGCUGGUUAGGAUAUACAAGGUGAAAGACCUGGACAACCGAGGGCUCUCAAGGACAUAAGACCUUCAAUCGAACAGCAGUCCAGCACCCCUUUAGCACACAGCACUGAACGCCUUCCCCUGUGGUCAGCAGAUGAGUGGGAAACAAAUACUUUUUAUACUUUUGUUCUGGGGGGGAGUGAAUUGCAGCAAAGAGAUUUUGUUUUUGUGGAUAAUUUUUGUUUUUUAUUUGUUACGAUGAAAUGUCUCAUCUGGGAUCAGGGGGAGCUGGUGUUAAAACGUCCAAUCUGAUAUCAGGAGGUGAUAUCUGCAAUCAAGUGGCCAACAGAAAUGAUGUUCAUUUAAGAGAGGUUUGGAUUUUUGCAAUGUGGUCAAUAAAAGUGGGAUUAAAUGUGACAAAAUGG